Messenger RNA from Penicillium angulare, 1218 nucleotides. RefSeq names its product SDR family oxidoreductase. The record is from RefSeq and is a predicted model, not a curated record. The coding region runs from base 1 to 1218 and encodes 405 amino acids. NCBI's taxonomy places the organism in Eukaryota, Fungi, Ascomycota, Eurotiomycetes, Eurotiales, Aspergillaceae. The transcript is spliced from 4 exons.
AUGACUGAAUCCAAGAAUGUUGCAUUGGUCUUUGGAGCCAGUGGUAUCUCAGGCUGGGCUGUCACCAAAUGUUCUCUCUCGUACCCCACACCUACCACUUUUGACAGAGUGAUCGGCUUGACGAAUCGGCCAUUGUCUCUAGAGAAGAGCGGUUUACCGCAAGACCCUCGACUGGAGUUACAUUCCGGGAUAAACUUGCGGGGAAGUCUCGAUGAAGUCCUCUCUCAAUUGGAAGACGAAAUUUCCAACUUGGAAGAGGUCACUCAUGUAUAUUAUCUUGCCUACUCCAAUGCAACGGCAUACUCUGUGGAUGUGAUGGCUAUUCGAGAUAUCAACGAGGGGAUGACUUAUAAUGCCGUGCAUGCCGUCGAUAGACUGUGCAAAAAUAUGAAGUUCUUCGUACUUCAAACUGGAACAAAUAAUUAUGGAGUAGCUGUGUUUCGCUUCCAAGAACAUAUCGAGAUUACCCCUCCUUUGCGCGAGGAUAAUCCACGCAUUUCUUCUCCUUGGGGAGACGAGAUCUUCUACUAUGCACAGGUUGAUUUGGUCAAGGAAGCCAAUAAGGGAAAGUCUUGGAAAUGGUGCGAGGUUCGACCUGAUCAGAUCGUUGGGCACGUUCCAAUUCCUACAAGCAUGACCUUCGUCGAACCUCUUGCGCUCUACUUGGUUCUCUAUCGUUACGUGAAUGGUCUUGGUGCCACCGUUGCCUUUCCAGGAUCCUAUGCGACCUACAUGCACACAUUUACGCCAUCAUCACAGGAUAUAAUCGCCCGCUCGGAGCUCUAUUUGUCUGUCGAAAAGCCAGAUCAAGCUCAUGGAGAGGCAUUCAACACUGCCGAUAAUGACACUGCUGCACCAUGGUCGGUCGUAUGGCCUAGAAUGUGUGAAUAUUUUGGACUCAAUGGCCAAGGGGCAAGCCCCGAGGAGAAGAUCUGGAAGAAUAUUGACAAGUGGUGGAUCGCACAUCAAGAUGACUACGAGAGAAUGUGUGAACAGUACGGACUGCAACUUCGCAGUAUUUCUGAGUAUACAUGGAUGUUCCUUUCAGUGGCUGUUGCUAUGUUGGACCGCAACCGAGAGAUGAGCUUGAAUAAGAUUCGAAGUGUAGGUUUCACUGAGGAAUAUCCAGUUGCGGAUGGAUAUUUUAAAGUCUUUGAUCAUUUUGUCCAAGAGAAGAUCAUUCCUAGCAAGGAAUCUUGGACUAAACAGAUUGCAUAG